Rhododendron vialii is the source of this 1795-nucleotide messenger RNA. RefSeq lists its product as uncharacterized. The transcript is spliced from 2 exons. Bases 142 to 1137 code for a protein of 331 amino acids. Gene Ontology annotation, molecular function: double-stranded DNA binding. Gene Ontology annotation, biological process: regulation of DNA-templated transcription; chloroplast organization. Lineage: Eukaryota; Viridiplantae; Streptophyta; Magnoliopsida; Ericales; Ericaceae. Gene Ontology annotation, cellular component: chloroplast. The record is from RefSeq and is a predicted model, not a curated record.
CAAACCCAACAAAGAUGGAAACUCUGUUCUUAACAUAUCUCCACCCUAAACCCUAACAUAUCUCUCUCUCUCUCUCUCUCUCUCUCUCUCUCUCUCUCUCGCGGGAUAUGUGAAAUUGUGAAUCAACAAGUUACUGCGAAGAUGCAAAAUCUGUGCAGAAAGGUUUCGCUCUCACAUUUCCGUUCAAGAACUCUCUUCUGUAAGCCCAACUACUCGCCCUUCCUCUGUUUCUUCACUUCUGUUUCGUCUCCUACUCACUCUCGCACCUCAAAUCCCUCCCUCUCCAAUUUCCUCAUUGAAACCUUGGCAUUCUCUGAACCACGAGCCGUUUCCAUCUCCAAACGCUUUGCAUCGAGAAAAUCCCUAAAAAAGCCACACUCCGUGGUUCAUUUACUCAGACAAUUCGGCUUAUCGGACGUCCAAAUUCAAUCUUCCGUUCAGCUCAACCCAAAUAUUCUCUUCUCCAAAGUAGAAAAGACUUUGAAGCCCAAGCUGCAGUUCUUUCAGGAUCUGGGUCUCACUGGUCCUGAGUUGGGUAAGUUCAUUUCGAAGAAUUCUAGCGUUUUGAAUGCUAGUUUGGAGAAAAAAUUGAUGCCCUGCAUUGAUAUGAUCAAGAAAACCCUCGUAAACGAUAAAAACAAUCAGCAUUUGAUUCAGGUUCUGCAGAGGUACCGUCAGGUUGUCUCCAAACCUGAAUCGAUGAAACACAGCAUUGCCUUCUUGGAGAGCUGCGGCAUUGUUGGGUCCCAGCUCUCGACGCUUUUGAGGUGGCAACCUUGGCUUUUCUUUCAGAAAGAGCCGGCUCUUAGGGACCUCAUUUCGCGAGUUUUAGAUAUGGGGUUUUCUGUUGAUUCAAGGAUGUUGGUUCAUGCUGUGAUCGCAGUUAGUUGCAUAAGCGGUGAGAAUUAUAGUAGGAAGUUUGAAAUGCUGAAGAGUUUUGGGUUCUCAAUGGAUGAAUGCAUGGAUAUGUUUAGGAGAGCUCCGAGAACAUUUACGGUUUCCGAAGAUCAGUUGAAGUUUAAGAUUGAUUUCUUCUUGAAUCAUAUAAAGUUGGACAGGUUAUCAAGUCCAAGAGGCUGUUACAGAAGGGGCCAAGUUUUCUUAACUUACUUCGUUAUUCAGAAGAGGACUUUCUAAGGAAAUUUAUGUCAAGGUUUAGAGAUGACUGGGAGGAACUUUUGGUGAUUUACAAGGGCAAUCCUUUAAAUUCUUGACUCUUCAGUAUAAUAGGAAAUAUGAACCCUUAAUUCAUUCAUAUUUUAAACUAUCAUGAGCAAUUUCUCCAUCAAUGUUGUACUUUGGCGUUGCUUAGCGGUGAGAAACCUCCCUAAGCGAAAGCCAUGGGCACCUCUGGAACCACAACUAGAGUCAGAACUCGGGUUUUCACCACAUAUUUCCCUCAAGGCUGAACUCCGAGUAACUCUUUUGAAAAAUCGUAUUUUGGGGUUUAAAGUUGGCAAGUUCUAGCUUUAUGGUAUGCAGUGUACUGUCGUUGACAAUUUUUUUAAACAUGAUAGCAUGGUUUAAUAGCCAUAAGCAAUUAGGGUACACUGUGUAGAACCAUAUGGGAAUGAGGCAGGUUAAGGGUGACUUAGUUCGAUGUUUAAUUUGCUGAAGAAGUGGUCUCAAUUUCCUGAAGAUUGACAACAAGUGGUGCGUUUUUUGUUUUUAAGUAAAGAUUAAACUGGAUAUGAAAGGUACUUCCUAGUUACCCUUUUGUGUCAUGGUCUUAAUAUUUUUCUGGCAACAUUGUUCUUAUUUGUUUUGUCAUUGGGUUAUAAUAUAACCGUUAUAU